Molecule: messenger RNA, 1053 nt
Organism: Penicillium chermesinum
Lineage: Eukaryota; Fungi; Ascomycota; Eurotiomycetes; Eurotiales; Aspergillaceae
Product: electron transfer flavoprotein subunit alpha/FixB family protein
Exons: 3
Coding region: 1-1053 (350 amino acids)
Cellular component (GO): mitochondrion
Molecular function (GO): electron transfer activity; flavin adenine dinucleotide binding
Source: RefSeq, a predicted model, not a curated record
AUGAUCCCAAUUGCCAGACAUUCCGUCCUGCGGGCUGCCCGCUCGCAGAUCUACCCUGCUCGCUCGCUGAGCACGCCCGUUUCCGCUGCUCUCGCCCGCCUUCUUUCGACCCUCGCAGUUCUCGAACAGCGCGAUGGCAAGCUGCAAAACUCCUCCUUCUCCGCCAUUGCGGCUGCACAGAAGCUCGGUGGCCCAGUAACAGCUUUCCUCGCUGGUAGCGGUGUCAAGGGAACCUCUGCGGCGGAGGCGGCUAAGAUCAAGGGCCUAGACAAGGUUGUGGCCGUGGAGAGCGAUGCCUACGAGAAGGGCCUUCCAGAGAACUAUGCCCCGCUCCUCGUUGAGAACAUCAAGAAGGGCGAAUACACCCACAUUGUUGCCGGACAUUCAGCUUUCGGCAAGAGCUUGCUGCCCCGCGUGGCCGCUCUCUUGGAUGUUCAGCAGAUCUCUGAUAUCACCGGUAUUGAAAGUGAAGACACUUUUGUCCGACCUAUCUAUGCCGGAAACGCCAUCCUGACCGUGCAGUCAAGCGACAAGAUCAAGGUAAUUACCGUGCGCGGCACUGCCUUCCAGGGCGUUGAGACCGAAGGCGGCUCUGCCGAGAUUGUGGAUGGCGUGGACUCAAAUCCCCCUGCUCAAACCGAGUGGGUGUCAGAGGAGCUUUCGAAGUCCGAGCGCCCGGAUCUUGCCACCGCGACUCGCGUUGUUUCUGGUGGACGUGGUCUCAAGUCCAAGGAGGAAUUCGACCGAAUCAUGCUUCCUUUGGCUGAUGCCCUCGGCGCUGCGGUCGGUGCUUCCCGUGCCGCUGUCGACAGCGGCUUCGCGGACAACAGUCUGCAAGUUGGACAGACCGGUAAGAAUGUUGCGCCCCAGCUCUACCUAAGUGCUGGUAUCUCUGGUGCCAUCCAGCACUUGGCUGGUAUGAAGGACAGCAAGGUCAUUGCUGCUAUCAACAAGGACCCUGAGGCACCAAUCUUCCAGGUCGCCGACGUUGGCCUGGUCGGUGAUCUGUUUGAGAAGGUCCCUGAGUUGACCGAGAAGGUGAAGAGCGCUUAG